CUGGCCACACUGCGCGCGAUGUCCGUGUUCUGUUGAAAUCGAAUCAAGCGCGACGCUUUGUGUUGUGUAUCAAAUAGUUUGUGUUGUGCCGGUGCUAUGCUUGUUAAAAACAACCUAAUAGAAAAUGUCCACUGUAAAACGUAUCACGCGCAACGCUUCUCGGUCCGCAAGCAAAUCACGCGCACAAACUGAAGCUGCGCACCGAAACAGUUCGCGAAGUAGCGCGAAAGACAAACUGCGAAACAUUACCAACACGAUCGGAAUGUCAACCGUCGAGGAAGCGGCGGGUGCGGGUGGUGAUCCACCAGCGAAAAAGAAGCGAAAAUCCGACCCCAUCAACAAUCUUCCCUGCAGCGCAUCACCACCGUUCGCGAUGGCUGCUGCUGCCGCCCCAUCCCAGCCCGAGCUGGUGCCGUUCGAAAAGCUGCUGCUCGUGCUGGGCAGGAACUACUUCGACGUAUGCCAGCGGCUAGCGCUGGACUAUGUGCCGCGCUGCGUCCACGGCAUCACCGACUGUGCCCAGCGUCACGCGAACAAGCGCAGCCCGCGGGCAAAGUGCGUCGGCUCGUUGCGGCAGCUGAGCACGCACGACCAGCUGCUCGAGCAUCGGCCGGAUCAGUUCGUCGAGUUCGUAAACCAAGCGAUCCUGCGGCAGGAGUUUAUCGAUGCGGAACUGUUUGUGGCGGGGCUACAGCUGAUGCUUACGUUCAACCGUCCCUCGGAGGAGCUGCGGGUAGAUUACGGUGUGGCGGAGAUAGUGGACGGAACGGGCGAGGCGCUGGAAACGUGCCUGGAACACUUCCCACCGUGUCGGUGGGAUUUGCGGCCGACCUAUCAGCGGAUCGUGAUGGGUCGGCUCGAUGCAGCGUGCUUUGGGCGGUGCGAUCAGCGCGAGGGACUGUUCCGGAACGUGCUGCAUCUGAUCGAGCGUGACAUUGAGACGCACCAGGAAGAAGGGGCAGGCAAUCGGCGCGUUGCAGCCGGUUCGAAAAAGGGCACGACCCGUCGUCGAACGUCCGAAGCGGAGGAUGAUGGUGAUGAUGCGAUGAUGUACAACUACAACACGUGGAUGCUGACCAACCGGAUGUGUUACGAUUUUGAUCGGCUGGCGCGCCCGGAACGCUUCCAGCGGUUGUUUGCGGUGCUGCGCGUGUUGGUCAAGCUGCUCGAGAUGGACUUUGCCAUGUGGAUGCUGCGCAAUCCGACCAGAACGCAACAUAAUCUUUGCAAUCCCACGCGCAAUCCGCUGGUGGCGCAGCUCGUCUGGAACGGAGACUACGGCAGCGUGAAUCUGUUCGUCAAAAAGCUUUUCCAAAUGUUUAUCAACAUGAAUGCGCUUCAGUACCCGCAAGAGGACAUCGCUGUCGUAUCGCGCCUGCUGAACCUUCUCACGGUGGCAGUGAACCUGAGCGAGUUUCAGCACAGCGACGGCCAGAUCGAGUACCCGUGUGCCAAAGACAACAGCCAGCACUACGCCCGCCAGCUGUGGAAAACGCUCGAAACGUCCGGCUACUUCAGUGUGACGCUCGCGCUCCGGACAAUCCGUAACCUGCGUUCGCCUUUCCUGCGGUUGCGCCUGUCCGAGCACCUGCUGCAGAAGCUUUACCGUGGCGCACGCCUGUCCAAUGUGCGCUGCUUCUUUAAGCAGCUGCACGAGCGCUGCUGGCUAGAGUGUAGCGACCAAGAGCCGGCGGAAGCGGGCGGCGCCCAGCAAACCGAACCCAACCACUAUCCGGUGCUAAAUGCGCACCGAACGCGCCCGAAAGCUACCGAAAUGCAUCAGCAGCAGUACGUUGAGCUGCUGCUGACCGGGCUUCGGGCGUACUGUGAUAUGCACCAGCUGCCGGCCUACUUCCGGGAAAUUAUGACCCGUCCAGCGCAGGGUGGUGGCUGCAGUGUCUCCCCUUCGGAUGAGAGUGUACCCGCCGACGGGGCACGCAUUGUCGUGCCGAAAGCCGUGGACGACGAGCGGAUGAUUUUCCGAGGCAUAGCCAUCAGCACCGACCUGGUGCUGGAGUACCGUGAUGACAUCAAGUACCUGCUUUUGAUCGAACAGCAGCUAAAAACGCUCCAGUCGGCUGAGGAACGGGCACUGUUUGGGGAUUGGUUUGCAUUCCUGUCGGAAGUGGAUCCCACGAUGGGGGCAGCUUAACGUCGUGAUACCAUGAUUAGGUUUAACUGUAUGUCUGUUUUUUAUAUUAUUAUUUUUAAAAUAACCAUCACUAUUUAUGAGCGGCAUGGAGUGUUCAAAACUUGUUCUAAGAGUUACAAACAAAAGCAAAAGCCAGCAAUAAAGGA
Messenger RNA from Anopheles merus, 2298 nucleotides. RefSeq lists its product as uncharacterized. The record is from RefSeq and is a predicted model, not a curated record. NCBI's taxonomy places the organism in Eukaryota, Metazoa, Arthropoda, Insecta, Diptera, Culicidae. Bases 125 to 2152 code for a protein of 675 amino acids. The transcript is spliced from 3 exons.